AAAAAAAUCGAACAAAAAUAUUUUUUUGUUGAAACUUUAUCCUUCGUUCGUGCAACAAUAAAAAAAACGAAAAAAUAAAAUAAAAUAAAAAUUCAAGAUGCCAAUGAAAGACAUCCUGUAUCGACUGCAACCGUUCCAGUUGUACAUAAUUCUGUGUUUAUCAAUUGCUUUUUUUCUCGUGCAACUCUUCCUGAGUCACAUCUCACAUGCCUUAACUCUCCUGGUGCAGGCGUAUCACAUGCUGUGCAACAUUAUUUGCCUCGUAGGAUGCAUUUUAACGCUAAAGCAUAACGACGACAACGGCAGCAGCAACAACUCGUCGUUCCGGCAACAGCGUUCUGUGAGUCGCGACAAAAAUGAAUUUGUCGAGGUGAAUCUCGCGGAACAAAGCAGCAACACGACAGAACGUUCCCUUCGCAACACCUUCGGAUGGACCCGAAUCGACGUGCUGUCAAUGCUGAUCGUUUGCAUUUUCCUCGCCUCGUUAUGUUUCUCGAUUUUUGUCGAGGCCUUGCAAACGCUCGUGCACUUGGAUCACGCCGGCGACACAAUGCACUAUCCCGUUUACGUGUUUUUGUGCGGAAUUUUGGGACUGAUACUCAAUGCCAUGUGCUAUGCCGUAAUUGGCGGUUACACAUUUCAUCAGAGCACUUUCCUCAGUUUGACAUCUGCCGGCGACGUGAUACUCGAUGCCAUCAUCACGGAUGACGGAGGCGUCAAACUGGGCGAUAAACGGAAGGCGACAGCGGUUAAAGUGCCUGCGAAACGACAAAAUUUGAGCGAGACAUGCCGAGAUGUGUGCAGUUCGAUUUUUGUCAUCAUUUGUGCCAUUCUCGUGUAUUUCUGUCCCGUGCCUGCGAACGAUGUGGAUAUGGACAUUCCGAAGUACAUCGAUCCCGUGAUUGCGAUUUUAUCGUGCGUCACUCUGCUGUAUUUUUCGUAUCCGUUCAUGAAAGAAGCUGGAUUGAUAUUGCUGCAAACGAUUCCCGAUACCAUCGAUAUCGACGUCUUUAAAGCGGAUCUCCUCAAAAAUUUCACCGAAAUCAUCAACGUACACGAUCUUCAUAUCUGGCAACUCACGGGAAGCAAAUUUGUCUCGACAGCUCACAUCAUUUUCGAAGAUUACAAGAUUUAUUGCCGUGUUAUGGACGACGUCGUGAACUAUUUUCACGAUCAAGGCAUCACAAUUGUGACAAUUCAGCCGGAAUUUCUCGGCAACAAGGCUCAAAUCACUCCCGGAUUGUGUCUCAUGCCGUGCAAAGACAAAAUGUGUCAUCCGAAAAUCUGCUGUCUUCCCGAUACAAUUCUCGCGGGACUCGAUUCUUGUGCAAAUUCCCCGACACACAGCGAAAUCUGCUCAACGACGCAAGUUUUGAGACUUUCGGAGAUCUCGAGUGCUGUGAUAUCCGAAAAUGAUACCGUUCUGUCGUGCAUCAGUUUGAACGACGUCACCUCUUCUUCCGUGAUGUCGUCUCCCUCAAAGUCGCAAAUGAGCGAAAACGACGAUUCUAGUCAAAGUAAGAGAAUUUUGAUACAACAAAGCGAAGAAGAAACCGACGAAAGUGAAAAAACGAAUGAAUGUUGCUUGAAAGGUGAAUGCGAAGCCAAAGGAUGUCAAGGCGAAAUUAUGGUUAAGAAGACUGAUGACGUUCCUAUGCGAGAAAAGUUAUAGGAUUUGAUUAAAUUUUAGUAUUUUCUUAUUAUUUUGUGAAAAAAAUUUUAUUCUCAAGAGGCCAGUUCAAGUCAAUGACGAAAAAAAAAUGUAAAAAUUUAGAGUAGAAAUUGUCAAUUGUACGAAAGUCAAUUGAGAAAAAUCCAAAAAAUAGUUUUAAAUGUGUAGAUAAGAAGUCUUUCGAAAUUUAGUGAAUGGAGACGCCUUUCAUAUUUUAAGUUUUAGUCGUAAAAUAGUUUUUGAGGACAUGUUUUCAGAAGUAUUUCAAGGCAGCUUCCAUAGUUGAAAACACUCGUCACAAGAUCAUUUUAAAUAGAAUUUAAUUAAAAAAAAAAU
Messenger RNA from Culicoides brevitarsis, 2008 nucleotides. RefSeq names its product proton-coupled zinc antiporter SLC30A1 (gene ZnT77C). Lineage: Eukaryota; Metazoa; Arthropoda; Insecta; Diptera; Ceratopogonidae. Gene Ontology annotation, cellular component: membrane. Gene Ontology annotation, biological process: detoxification of zinc ion; intracellular zinc ion homeostasis; zinc ion transmembrane transport. Bases 98 to 1672 code for a protein of 524 amino acids. The transcript is spliced from 5 exons. Gene Ontology annotation, molecular function: zinc ion transmembrane transporter activity. The record is from RefSeq and is a predicted model, not a curated record.